Molecule: messenger RNA, 2789 nt
Organism: Ipomoea nil (Japanese morning glory)
Lineage: Eukaryota; Viridiplantae; Streptophyta; Magnoliopsida; Solanales; Convolvulaceae
Product: putative late blight resistance protein homolog R1B-16
Exons: 2
Coding region: 120-2789 (889 amino acids)
Biological process (GO): defense response to other organism
Molecular function (GO): ADP binding
Source: RefSeq, a predicted model, not a curated record
ACGCUCAGAUUUCUCCAAUCUCUCACGUUAAUGGUCUUUCGCAUUACCCAAUUCCACUCAUCUUGCUUCAGCUAAUCUUCACACCUAUACCAACAGAGAUAGAGAAAGAGAAGAAAAGAAUGGCUUGUGUAUCUGUAAAUUCUCUUAUCAGAACAUUAGAGCUUGAGUUCUUGCAACCUCACCCUCGUCCAAUCCUACAACAAAUGGAACUCAUCCCUUUUAACAAAGACCUCAUCCAAUCUCUCAAAGCAAAGCUUGGUUUUCUUAUACAACUGUUCGACGAGUUCAGAAUGUAUGGUGUUGAAGCAAUUAAAGACUUGGAAACAAAGCUCAGAGAUGUAGCUUUCAGAGUAGAAGAUGAAAUUGAAACCCAUGUAGUAGAUCUCUAUAAAGAAGCUGACGAGGAAAUGGGACAAGGGGACACUGAAGCCAAAAAAACCCAGCAUUCUCAUAGACUUUGUCAUGUAUUGCAACAUGCAAUAGAAGACAUUGAUGCCAUUAAAGAAGAGCUAGAGAAAGUCAUGAUGGAGUACAAGCAUGUUGUAGCUGUGCAAGGAAGGGAUACUACACUUGAUGAUGAUGAACUUGUCAAGAUGGACGGAUCCGGUUCCUCCAAUCAUGCUUCACACACUGAGGACAUCAUGGUUGGGAAAAACAAUGAGUUCGAGGCUAUAAGGAAGAUGUUAAUACAACAUCCAUCUAAACAACGAGAAGUUGUCUCAAUUCAAGGUAUGGGAGGAAUCGGCAAGACAACGUUAGCUAGACAAGUUUAUGAAAAUCGAUCAAUUGUCUCCCACUUUGACAGACGACUAUGGGUUAUUGUAUCACAACAUCACAAUAAGAGGCAAAUGCUCAUAGGUCUUCUUGGUCCUAAAGACAAUGUAAACAACAGCAGUGAUGAGGACCUAGCAUAUCAGCUGUACCAAAGUUUGAAGGGUCAAAGGUACUUGAUAGUAAUGGAUGACAUAUGGAGCAGAGAGUCAUGGAAUGAUGUUAACUCUUGCUUUCCAGAUGAUAUAAAUGGGAGUCGAGUAUUGUUGACUACUCGCGUUGCAGAUGUGGCUACUUGUAUUGGCUCUAACGAAUACUUCUCCCAUCAAAUGCAGUUUUUAGAUCAAAGUGAAAGUUGGGAAUUAUUUCAUAAAAAGGCAUGCAAAUCUCAUAGUGUUGAAUUUGAGACAAUUGGGAGACCAAUUGUUGAGAAAUGUAAAGGAUUGCCUUUGGCAAUUGUUGUGGUAGCAGGUUUAUUUUCAAAACUCAAUAAACUAGAUGAGUGGAAGAAUACUGCUAAUGCUCUAAUAAGUUCUUCAACAUCAACUCUAGAUGAUGAAGAAUGUUGGAGAAUCCUCUCAUUGAGUUAUAGUCACUUGCCUCAUAAUUUGAAAGCUUGUUUUUUAUAUUUAGGAGUUUUUCCAGAAGAUUAUGAGAUCGAUGCUAGCAAUCUUGCAAGGUUAUGGGCUGCUGAAGGAUUUGUAAAGGCAUUCAAGAACGAGAGUUUUGAAGCGGUGGCUAGAAGGUACAUAAAUGAACUUAUGGAUAGAAACUUAAUUCAUGUAAGUGAAAGAAGUAGUUGUGGAAGAAAAAUUAAGUCGUUUAGAGUACAUGAUUUAUUGCAUGCCUUUUGUGUAAGAGAAGGUCAGAACCAGAGUCUUUUGCAUGUUGUGGUUGAAAGUGGUUCCAAUUUACCUCAGAAAGGUGUCCGUUGGAUAAGGGUGUCAAUUGAAGAUUUUGACAUCUCUGCGUUACAUUCUCUAUCAAAACACUGCCGGUCCAUCAUUUAUUCUGAGGGGUCGCCCAUAGAUGCAAUAAUUUUGGAAUCAUUCAGUCUAUUAAGGGUACUCUAUGCUACUAAUUUUGGAAUCUUUAAGCCGAAUGUUUAUAUCCAUUUGAGAUACCUAUGGAUAUCCUUGCAAGAUGAUCCUUCUCAUUCAUUAUUCUCCAACGCUUGGAAUCUUCAAACAUUUAGGGUGUAUGAAGAUACAGGAUUGCACCAUUUGGAGUUUCCACAACUACUUUAUAUUCGUGGUUUUGAAUUUAAAGGAGCUUUUCCCAAAUCUGUUCAUCAAAACUUGCAGGUCAUUUCUAGAUUGCUGGCUAGAAAAUGUGACCACGAGUCCUUAACAAAAGUUCCAUACCUAAAGAAGGUAACUAUUAUUAUAAGUGAAACCGCUGAUUGCACUAAGAACCUUGUCUGUUUACAGCAGCUCGAGAGUUUGUCUCUUUGUGUUGAUAUAUGGUGCUAUGAAAUUCCGGAAAUCAUUAACAAUAUUCUUCUCUUGAAAAAUAUUAGGAAGCUGAGGUUUGAUUUUGAUUUAAUGAAAUUUGACUGGAAGGUAAUUAAUGUUUUGAGCAAGUUACCAAGGCUUGAGGUGCUCAAGUUAUUGGUAAUUUCUAGCUGCUACGCUAGCAAAAAGUGGGAAGUACCAGAGAAUGUGAAAUUCUGCCACUUAAUUUGUUUGAAUAUUUGGUAUGGUAAUCUCAAGCAUUGGGAAGUUGGUGCUCAUAAUUUUCCAAAACUUGAGCGCCUAUUCCUUAAUGAUUGCUGUGAAUUGAGAGAGAUCCCGAAUAGCUUUGCGGAAAUUCUAACAUUGAACUUAAUCCAAUUAGAGAGAUGUCAUCCUUUUGCAGUGAAGUCAGCCAAGCAAAUUCAGGCUGACCAGCUUGACUAUGGAAACGAGAAUAUGGUUGUCAUUGAGAAAUACACAAGACAGCUUGAAGAAUACUCCGAUGAAGGCGAGUUUGAUGAAGAUGACUCCGAUGAAAGCGAGUUUGAUAAUCGGCCCACAUAG